Molecule: messenger RNA, 1961 nt
Organism: Amphiprion ocellaris (clown anemonefish)
Lineage: Eukaryota; Metazoa; Chordata; Actinopteri; Pomacentridae
Exons: 7
Coding region: 445-1584 (379 amino acids)
Source: RefSeq, a predicted model, not a curated record
CCCAGCAGAAGCAGCAGAAGAAGGAGAAAAAGAGGCCUCGCCGCCUCUGUGGACACUGUGACAAUGAACUCUGCCAUACUGCUUACUUUGAGCGCAAAAAACUCCAUUUCAUCAAUGGAGUUUGGGAAAGAAAAUCCAAAAGGGCUCGAUUAGACCCUGGAAAGGAUGAAGAUACCAGAAGAGCUCCAGAAACACUGAAGGAUCCUCCAUCAGACCACGAUGAAACCUCAGAUGACCAGAGCAUUGACGUUGUUGGAGAGAGUGAAGCAAUGGAUGAAAUACCCCCACUAACUGCCCCUCCAUCAGGCAACAGUGAGCUAAAUACACAGUUUCAUGUCAAUUUAUAAUAUUAUUAUCCUGUAUACUGAUACUAAACAGUAAUAAAUGUGUACUUGAUAAUAAGACACUGAUGUUCCUGCAGAGCUGUAUAUUUUCUAGUUACAGAUGUUUAAUAUUUUAUCUGUGGCUGAUGUGUCAUCUUGUGAUUUUUUUUCUUCAGAUGAAGCUGCAGAUAACCAGAACAUUCAUCUCUUCCUGGACUCCCGUGAAUCAGAUCGAGAGGAUGAAGAAGCAAACAUCUGUUCUGUGGAUGUAACUCUAUCUGAGGAGAAUGGAGAAGGGGAAAGCCUUGCAGAUGAGCAGAGGAAUGUCCUUCCCAACAUGCCAGAGGGACAUGGAGGUGCUCAGCCUUCAACUAAACCAGAAGACUUGGUGAUGAAAGCUUUUGCCUUGAUGGUUCCAGUUAGUCCCGCCACCGACACUGAGAGGAAGCUGCUGGACGCUAUCAGUGGACUGUCUCAGCAGAUAGCUCAGCUGGAGCAGAAGCUGGACCAGUAUCUGGCUGCAUCAGGGGAGAGGGAGCAGAAGUUACAGGAGAGUAUGGACGCCCUGGAGGCCAAACUAAACAGCUUCUCCAGCGGGGACGGAGUUAAACGGAAAAGACGAGUGCACUGUCCCAGAAUAGCUGAAACGGUUCGUAGACUUCAUAACUCUGAAGGAAACACCAUGCGCUAUGAACCGGAACACGGACUGGGCUCGCCUCACAACGGUGCAGUCACGACAUAUUUAGUGAAAAGUCUGGCUGCAAGUCCAGAUCUGGAGGAUGUGAAUGCAGACAUCCUUCUGUCCGCCUGUAAAACAUAUUUCGAAACGCUUCGGAGGAACUUCCGCUACAGUCAGCCCAGCAUGGCGGACCAGGCAGGAGCCAUGAAGUCUUCAGCCCGGAGUCGCCAGAGAAGGAAGAGGCUGCUGGAUGCCAGGAAGACAGUCCUUGCUCCAGAGGAAGUGGAGUUAUGGAGGAACAUCACCACUGACAUGAUGUCAGACGAGGAGGAUGGCAGCGUUGACGGGGUGUCUGGAUGGAUAGUACGACCUCCAUCCUUCCGUAGCCAGGAGCUAACUGACCUGUGUGCUGCCCUACAGGCCAGGCUGGAGGCUGAUAUGAAGUACACAGCUUUACAUCAUAGACGUCUUCGGAGUGGGCAACCGUCUGACAGAAUGAUGCCAAACAAAUACGACCCGGCGGCAGCAAAGAGACAUUUUAAGCCUGAGCUGAUGCCCAAACUACUGGCCAACUCAGAGUAAUGGACCACACAACUUGCACCUUUUUUAUUUUCUAAAUUUGUAUAUAUAUAUAUAUAUAUGCAUAUAUAUACUGUAUAUUUUGUUGAACAUUCCUUUUAUUUUCAUUUUUUAAAAGAACAGUUUCAAUAUCUUGUUUUAAUUUUAAUCACAGCUAGUAUUUCCCCUGACAAGGGGAGUAAUAAAGGACUAUCUUAUCUUAUUUUAUUUUUCAAGACGUCUUUGCAAAUAUUUUUUUCCCUCCCAAUAAUUUAAUGCCAUUGAUUGUAGGAUAGCCCACUGGUUAACAAUAGCAAGUAUGUAGGUCAACUAAUUAGACAUAUUUUACAUGGCACACAUUUAUUAAAACAUUAUUAUUAAUAAUAAGCAUUAUUAUUGUU